Molecule: messenger RNA, 1743 nt
Organism: Pteronotus mesoamericanus
Lineage: Eukaryota; Metazoa; Chordata; Mammalia; Chiroptera; Mormoopidae
Gene: RGS11
Product: regulator of G protein signaling 11
Exons: 17
Coding region: 21-1439 (472 amino acids)
Biological process (GO): intracellular signal transduction; G protein-coupled receptor signaling pathway; regulation of G protein-coupled receptor signaling pathway
Cellular component (GO): plasma membrane; neuron projection; cytoplasm
Molecular function (GO): GTPase activator activity
Source: RefSeq, a predicted model, not a curated record
GCCGGUUUCGCCCCGUAGCCAUGGCCGCCGCACCCGCGCACCCUGGUGGGCGCUCCCGUGCGCAGAUGCCUCACCUGAGCAAGAUGGAGCGGAUGGUCUUGAGUAUGCAGGACCCUGACCAGGGCGUGAAGAUGCGGAGCCAGCGACUGCUCAUCGCAGUCGUUCCUCACGCUGUGACUGGCAACGACAUCGUGGAGUGGCUGAUCCAGAAGUACUGCAUCUCAGAGGAGGAGGCCCUGCACUUGGGCAUCCUCCUGGUGCGGCAUGGCUACCUAUAUCCACUUCGCGACCCCUGCAGCCUCGUGCUCCAGCUUGAUGAAACGCUCUACAGGUUCCAGACACCCUAUUUCUGGAUGAGCACUCUGCGGCCAGCUGCGGAGCUGGACUAUGCCAUCUACCUGGCCAAGAAGAACAUCCAAAAGCAGGGGGCCCUGGUUGACCACGAGAAGGAGCACUAUGACCAGCUGCACAGGAAAAUCAACCAUACAUGGGACCUUGUAGUGAUGCAGGCAAGAGAACAGCUGCGGGCAGCUAAGCAGCGCAGGAGGGCAGACAGGCUGGUCAUUGCGUGCCAGGAGCAGACAUACUGGCUGGUGAACAGACCCCCGCCUGGGGUCCCCAGCGUACUGGAGCAGGGUCCAGAACGGGGAUCCUGCCUUGCCAGGCGAGUGCAGAUGACCAAGAACACGGAUUUCUAUAAGCAGGAGAUCGAGUACUGCAGAAAGGCCCUGGGCAGGACCCGGGUGAAGUCUUCUGUCUGCCUUGAGGCGCACCUGAAGUUCAGCAGCCAGCACGGGCCACAUGACCCAAUCAUGUCGGGAUGCCUCCCCAGCAACCCCUGGAUCACAGACGAUGACACCUACUGGGCCAUGAACACAUCCAGUGUGGCUGCACCCACAAAGCUCCGUGUAGAGCGAUGGGGCUUCAGCUUCCGGGAACUCCUGGAAGAUCCCGUGGGACGGGCCCAUUUCAUGGACUUUCUCAGGAAAGAGUUCAGUGCCGAGAACCUCAGCUUCUGGGAGGCGUGUGAGGAGCUGCGCCACGGAGGGCAGGCCCAGAUCCCUGCCCUGGUGGACUCUGUGUACCAGCAGUUCCUGGCCCCUGGCGCUGCCCGCUGGGUCAAUAUCGACAGCCAGACGAUGGAGCUGACCCUGGAGGGCCUGUGCCGGCCCCACCGCUAUGUCCUGGAUGAGGCCCAGCUGCACAUCUACAUGCUGAUGAAGAAGGACUCCUACCCGCGGUUCCUGAAGUCGGACACAUACAAAGGUUUGCUUGCAGAGGCCAUGAUCCCCCCGGAGACAAAGAGACGAGUGUUCCCAUUCACGUGGAAGCCACGGCAGCUGAGCCCCACACCUGCUUUCCUUCCUGCCUCCGCCUCUGCCUCCAGGGAACCUGCAGGGGCUGCCCGUGGCCCUGGAGGUGGUGAUGGGGAGGUGUAGGUGGGCCUGAGCUUGGAGGAGGAAGCGGCCAGCCUCGCCUCUUAUCACCCCUUUCUAGCCUAGGGUUCUGGCAGAUGCUGAGGUCCCCAGCAUGGGUAUCCCCUAGUGCACAGAGGGUCUGGCCUUGCUGUGGGGACACGAGUCUCUCUCAGGAGUUCCAGAAGGAACCGGUCCAGGUGCUGACUUCCAGGAAGGGGGUGUCAUUGGCUGAGCUUCGAUCACCUGGAGACAAGAUGGGCAAACCAGACCAAGGCCACGCUCCUGGUGUUAUGUAGCCUUCAGUUAGAUGCCCACCCCCAGCUCC